Schizosaccharomyces japonicus yFS275 is the source of this 534-nucleotide messenger RNA. RefSeq lists its product as hypothetical. The record is from RefSeq and is a predicted model, not a curated record. The transcript has a single exon. NCBI's taxonomy places the organism in Eukaryota, Fungi, Ascomycota, Schizosaccharomycetes, Schizosaccharomycetales, Schizosaccharomycetaceae. The annotation marks the transcript as partial.
CGAGCAAGCGAGCCCUACACGCCGACUUGGCACGGCACAUGGAGAAGCCAAUUUAGCAGACGAAGGCACCACUGGCAAUGGGAAUCGCGACAAAAAAGUUGCGAGACCAAUCUAGUCCAUGGAAAACACAGCACAGGUGCUUUUUCGCGUCAAGAUGGUCGUGAACAGUUCGGAACAGUGAAAUACGGCUGCUGUUAUUUGCAGCCCCGCCGUGGUUCUGAAUCUGGUAUCCAUUUGACGACGUCAUUCCUGCGGCCACCAUCCAUAAGCCUUAAACGCGAAGACGACGCGUGUAGCUACCAGUCGACGCGAAGUUUUGGUCGCGACAAAGAACCCUGUGGCCGAUGCGAACGGAAACCAGGGCAUCAGAGGGACACGGUUAUUCGUUCGAGACAUCCAGCCUGUCGCGCGCACGGUGUCCUGAAGACAAAAAAUAAGAAACAGACAGAACCGCCCAGUAAGGACUGCCCUAACCUACCAGCUCCGUUAAUUGCUGGAAUAAGUUCCGACAUGAUGUCACCCAUUGAUCGGUAG